Messenger RNA from Aspergillus aculeatinus CBS 121060, 1704 nucleotides. Its product is annotated as O-methyltransferase. The coding region runs from base 344 to 1357 and encodes 337 amino acids. Gene Ontology annotation, molecular function: O-methyltransferase activity. The transcript is spliced from 2 exons. Lineage: Eukaryota; Fungi; Ascomycota; Eurotiomycetes; Eurotiales; Aspergillaceae. The record is from RefSeq and is a predicted model, not a curated record.
AAUAAAUCAAACAACAUUGAUCCCUCUCGUGUUGAAAACUUCCCGACUAUCAGUGAGCACUGAGUCACAAUGAGGAAAUGCAUUUCCGACUUGCUUAUCAAUCUCUCACGCUGCCUCGGAUUAUCCGGGAUCCGCGAGCCAUGGGGGGCACCGAUGGAGUAAGCAUCUCCGAGUGAGCGGCACUUGGGACAGCAUCAUAGUGGGGGGACUUUCGCCCCUAGUGAGUCGCCCAUGUUGUCAUAUCCUCCUUAAAAGGCUCAUUCUUGAGGUUUACGUGGUCCUUAUCGUCCCCCGAGCUUUCAGCUGGCUGUGACGUUGUCGGAUUUAUCUUCUGCCACACAAAAUGUCGAGUAUAAGACCGAGGAUAAGACCGAGCCUAAUCCCGAAUGCGAUAAGGCGCGGGGGUUCUCGUGCCAUUAAAUUCGCUGGAUACCCUCGCUUUGGAUCUCCAAGCUUGCAGCCUAAUCUUGCUACUAUCGCAAAAUAUCCAUUGAUUAGAUUUCUGUCAACCUCGCGACAUCCAUCACUGACCAUGAGCGACAACACCUACGUAGCGCCGCUUCAUCCUCGUCCCGGGGACCGAUCACGCGAGGAUGGUCGGGAGUUCAAGUUGCUGCACUUCAUCUACGAUCAGCCCAACCGAGACGAGAUCCAGGGCAAUCCCCAGAAAGUCCUAGAUCUUAUCGACGAGUUCGCGCAGACAUAUCACUUCAUGAACAUCGGCCCGGACAAGGGCAAGUUUAUCACAGAAAUUAUCGCCGAGCGCAAGCCUGAGGUCAUGAUUGAGCUCGGUGGCUAUGUCGGGUACUCUGCCAUCCUAUUCGGCGAUGCCGUGCGCCGGGCCGGUGGAAAGCGAUACUAUAGUCUCGAACUGAACCCAGAGUAUGCCGCCAUUGCGAAUAUGCUACUGGAUCUUGCUGGUCUGCGCGACUUUGUGCGCAUCAUAGUCGGUCGCAGUGAUCUGUCCCUGCACAAGCUAUUCGAUAGCGGGGAGGUCAAGCAGGUGGAGGUUCUGUUCAUUGACCACUACAAGCCUGCCUACACCACCGACUUGAAGCUUUGCGAGCAGCUGGGGAAGAUCGUGCCCGAGGUCUCGGUCGUGAUCGCGGACAACGUGCUGUACCCCGGCAAUCCGCCAUAUUUGGAAUAUGUCCGCAGUACGGUGGAGCAGAAGCGCGAAGCGGCCAAGAAGGGCCCUGAACGGACGUACAACAGAGAGGGCAUUCCGGACAGGACCGUGCAGUCCUUCCUCGGCGCAGAUGCGACUCCUCAAUUCGACAUAAUCGGCAACCCGAACCUCAUCUACGAGAGCAAACUCGUGAAGCCGGAAACCACCAGGGUAAGUCGGAGUCUGUGACGCAAUGAAACGGGAGAUGAGUUUUCUGACGCAACUUGUGUGCUUUAGGACGCCAUUGAGGUCACCCGAUGUGUGGGGGUACAAGAGUAGUAGAAGGGAGGGGUGUUUUUUCCGGGGAAUCUGUGUAUACUGGUUGAGAGAAGGAAGGGAAAGAGGCUGCUAAGCUGGAUGGCUCACUAGCCUUAACCAAUUUUGGUGCAAGGGUCUUCGGACCUACCAUUACUCGACCUUUUCAUGAAUGAGGCCGAAGUCUAGAGUCACGGUCGGCCGCUGACCCUUUUUUACCAGCUAGUGGAUUAAAUACCAAACAAAGGCUUUCUUGUGAACAGUUCGAGGAUAGUACAGUA